Molecule: messenger RNA, 25298 nt
Organism: Coregonus sp. 'balchen'
Lineage: Eukaryota; Metazoa; Chordata; Actinopteri; Salmoniformes; Salmonidae
Source: the annotation of a GenBank genome assembly
AUGCUGAGGAGAGAGCGCGCGCUCGUACAUUUUUAUGAGACACCACCGUCCAACGCAAUUCUGAGUCGUAGGCUAUGGAACUGGAAACGCACUGGAAAUGUAACGAUGGAUAGAUAAUCUCAAUCGUUUGGCAUUGCUCGGACAGCAAAAACGAACGACAGCAGACAGACAGCGUGUGAAAUUUGUCAAAGGUGAGAUUGAGCGCAGUGAUGAUUCACGAAGGAAAUAUCCUGACUACUUAUCCUCAUCAUCUAAUAAUGAUGAUGGUGCUAUGAACGCAACCUGCGUGAUUUUCCUACUGGUAAGGCUAAUAGAUGCAUCAUUCUAAUUUAAAUAGCCUAUAGAAUGCAGAAGGAACAUCUAAAUUAGGCCACUACACAUUUAUAAGGGCAGAUAUUUAGGAGAAAUUAUCACAUAGCAUCUCAAUAUGAAUAUUCCUUUAAGAUACAUCGCACGCAUAUAUUCAUAUUGCAGAAACAAUGUAAAUUGGGAGUUAAAACCGCAAAUGGCCACGUCGGUGGUGCGGUUCCUUCAAGACCUGAGACGCAUAAAGUCUUGUAAAGCUAAACGGUUCGUCACAGAGAGCGUUUGAGCAGCUCAACAGAGACGGAAGUGGGUGAUGUUUAGACAUUCGAGCCCUAAAGCUGCCACUGCAGUGGCCUAGUCCUCCUUUUGCCUCAUGUAAAAGGAUGUUGUCAUUAUUAACUACAUACCCGACAAGGUGCGGUGAAUACUGCACCUUUAAUAAUCGCCCUUUAAACAUUUAAAUCACAUUCAGACAUCCAGGAUAUUUUUGCAUAGCUUGAAGAAUCACUGCGUUAUUCGAUGACAUCAUUUACAUGUAGCUACUAGUUAUUAAAUUAGUAUUUGUACGGGGAUGCUCCUAUAGAGGGUGAUAGGCUUGAGUUCAGUAAUUCCCAAAAGGAACCUGUGAAAUGACAUAAUGCUUGGCAAUAGGCCUACUAUCAUCUCUGUAUUUGCAUUUUGUUUAGGUUUACCUUAUAUUAAAAUCGCCUAUAGGCCUACUAAUGCAGAUGAAAUAGCUUCAUCAUCACCACUGCUAUUUUAGGUUUCUGUUUUAACCUUAUGAUGCCUUGGUAGCCCAUUCUUAUUUACAGUAAACUGUAGCUUAAGCCAACAUAUCUGGAAAUUGAAUUGUAUUUGAUGAAUGUGCACCUGCAGGCCUGUCACCAGGGAACUCAGAAGUUAUUAAUUAUUCACCAUAUAGUACCUAAAGGUCAUUAGGCUUAUUUACUUUUAAUGUCUACAGGUGCAAUGUAAAUAGCCUUUCCAAGGUUUAUAAAAAUAUAAUGUCGGCAACCCAUAACCAAAUCUUGCGUAUUAUGUUACUGCUGUCCACGAGAGACCAAUCAAGCUCUGAUAUCCUCAUAAGUUAUAUUCAGUUUCACAAUGGGCAAUCUAAGAUGGACAUUUGCCUCAAUAUCAAUAGAAUGUAUUUGUUUUGGUUAACCAGUUCCUCAUUUCGGGCAAUAGUUGCCUACAUAUGAAUAGCUCAGGCAAGCUUACAGUAGGCCUACUUCAUAGUGGAAUAUUACAGAGGGCCAAUUGUACAAUUUCUUCUGACUUGCUUCUGUUAGUUUCCCUCCUGAGCUCAGCUUGUGUUUUCUACCAUUCUACAUCCUGUUUACUACAUAUCAUAAUCAUGUAAUAACCCUUUAUUACACAUUAUAUGGACAACAUUAUAGUAUUAUCACAACAGUGAGUGAUCAAUAUGCAAAGGAGGGCCUCAAUCUUAGAAUAAAUAGUAGGGAAACUAUCAGAGCUAUAUAUAUAUAUAUACACACACACACACUACCAGUCAAAAGUUUUGACACACCUACUCAUUCAAGGGUUUUUCUUUAUUUUUACUAUUUUCUACAUUGUAGAAUAAUACUGAAGACAUCAAAACUAUGAAAUAACACAUAUGGAAUCAUGUAGUAACCAAAAAAGUGUUAAACAAAUCAAAAUAUAUUUUCAAAUAGCCACCCUUUGCCUUGAUGACAGUUUUGCACACUCUUGGCAUUCUCUCAACCAGCUUCAUGAGGUAGUCACCUGGAAUGCAUUUCAAUUGACAGGUGUGCCUUCUUAAAAGUUAAUUUGUGGAAUUUAUUUCCGUCUUAAUGCGUUUGAGCCAAUCAGUUGUGUUGUGACAAGGUAGGGGGGGGUAUACAGAAGAUAUCCCUAUUUGGUAAAAGACCAAGUCCAUAUUAUGGCAAGAACAGCUCAAAUAAGCAAAGAGAAACGACAGUUACUUUAAGACAUGUUGGUCAGUCAAUCCGGAAAAUGUCCAGAACUUUGAAAGUUUCUUCAAGUGCAGUCACAAAAACCAUCAAGCGCUAUGAUGAAACUGGCUCUCAUGAGGACCGCCAUGAAGGGAAGACCCAGAGUUACCUCUGCUGCAGAGGAUAAGUUCAUUAGAGUUACCAGCCUCAGAAAUUGCAGCCCAAAUAAAUGCUGCACAGAGUUCAAGUAACAGACACAUCUCAACAUCAACUGUUCAGAGAAGACUAUGUGAAUCAGGCCUUCAUGGUCGAAUUGCUGCAAAGAAACCACUACUAAAAGACACCAAUAAGAAGAAGAGGCUUGCUUGGGCCAAGAAACACGAGCAAUGGACAUUAGACCGGUGGAGAUUUGUCCUUUGUUCUGGUCUCCAAAUUUGAGAUUUUUGGCUCCAACCGCCGUAGCUUUGUGAGACGCAGAGUGGGUGAAUGGAUGCUCUUUGCAUGUGUAUUUCCCACCGUAAAGCAUGGAGGAGGAGGUGUUAUGGUGUGGGUGUGCUUUGCUGGUGACACUGUCUGUGAUUUAUUUAGUAUUCAAGGCACACUUAACCAGCAUGGCUACCACAGCAUUCUGCAGUGAUAUGCCAUCCCAUCUGGUUUGGGCUUAGUGGGACUAUAAUUUGUUUUUCAACAGGACAAUGACCCAACACACCUCCAGGCUGUGUAAGGACUAUUUUACCAAGAAGGAGAGUGAUGGAGUGCUGCAUUAGAUGACCUGGCCUCCACAAUCCCCCGACCGCAAUCCAAUUGAGAUAGUUUGGGAUGAGUCGGACCGCAGAGUGAAGAAAAAGCAGCUAACAAGUGCUCAGCAUAUGUGGGAACUCCUUCAAGACUGUUGGAAAAGCAUUCCAGGUGAAGCCGGUUGAGAGAAUGCCAAGAGUGUGCAAAGCUGUCAUCAAGGCAAAUGGUGGCUAUUUGAAGAAUCUCAAAUAUAUUUGUUUAAAACUUUUUGGGUUACCACAUGAUUCCAUAUGUGUUAUUUCAUAGUUUUGAUGUCUUCACUAUUAUUCUACAAUGUAGAAAAUAGUAAAAAUAAAGAAAAACCCUUGAAUGAGUAGGUGUUCUAAAACUUUUGACCGGUAGUGAAUGUAUGUAUACUGAACAAAAAUAUAAACUCAACAUGCAACAAUUUCCAACUCAAUUACUGAGUUUACAUUUCAUAUAAGGAAAUCAGUAUAUUGAAAUAAAUAAAUUAGGCCCUAAUCUAUUGAUUUCACAUGACUGGGCAGGGGCGCAGCCAUGGGUGGGCCUGGGAGGGCAUAGGCCCAUCCACUGGGGAGCCAGGCCCAGCCGAUCAGAAUGAGUUUUUCCCCUCAAAAGGGCUUUAUUACAGACAGAAAUACUCCUCAGUUUCAUCAGCUGUACGUGUGGCUGGUCUCAGACGAUCCCACAGGUGAAGAAGCCAGAUGUGGAGGUCCUGGGCUGGCGUGGUUACAUGUGGACUGUGGUUGUGAGGCUAGUUGGACGUACUGCCAAAUUCUCUAAAAUGACAUUGGAGGUGGCUUAUGGUAGAGAAAUGAACAUUAAAUUCUCUGGCAGUUGCUCUGAUGGACAUUCCUGCAGUCAACAUGCCAAUUGCACGCUCCCUCAAAACUUGAGACAUCUGUGGCAUUGUGUUGUGUGACAAAACUGCAUAUUUUAGAGUGGCUUUUUAUUGUCCCCAGCACAAGGUGCACCUGUAUAAAGAUCAUGCUGUUUAAUCAGCUUCUUGAUAUGCCACACCUGUCAGGUGGAUGGAUUAUCUUGGCAAAGUUGAAAUGCUCAUUAACAGGGAUGUAAACAGAUUUGUGCACAACAUUUGAGAGAAAUACAAUUUUUGGGUGUAUGAAAAAUGUUGGGAAUCUUUUAUUUCAGCUCAUGAAACAUGGGACCACUUUACAUGUUGCGUUUAUAUUUUUGUUUAGGAUAUGUCUUAAUAUAUGGCCCUGCAAACCCUGGCUCUCCAGCCACACGAAUGAGGAGGGGGGAAUAAAAAGGCCAUGUCAACAGAGUUCCUGAGGGUUCAGCCUUGGCUGGCUUCACUGAUUACGUCCCAAAUGGCACUCUAUUCCCUAUAAUGCACUAUUUUUGACGAGGGCCUAUGGGGCUCUGGUCGAAAGUAGUGCACUAUAAAGGGAAUAAGGGACCAUUGGGGACACAAGCCACUGACUGCUCACACUCAACUGGUCAGCUAAUGCUGAUCCCUGGCUUGUCCGUCACCCCAUGGCCACAGUAGGCAGCCAUGUGAUUGGAUAGUGAUACUGUACUGUAUAGACCUGGGUUCAAAUAUUAUUCCAAAUAAUUUCAAAUACUUUUAUCUGGGCUUGAUUGAGCUUGCCUGACUUAAUGGAACCAAUAGAAAAGUUCCAUCAGUGCAAGCCCCAUCCACCUGGCACUCCAGGCAAGCUAGAGCAAACGCUAAAAGUAUUUGAAAGAUGUCAAAUAGUAACAUUAUAUAUAUAUAUAUAUAUUUCACCUUUAUUUAACCAGGUAAGCCAGUUGAGAACAAGUUGUCAUUUACAACUGCGACCUGGCCAAGAUAAAGCAAAGCGAUAAAAACAACAACACAGAGUUACAUAUGGGGUAAAAAAACAUAAAGUCAAAAAAUACAAGAGAAAUAUAUAUACAGUGUGUGCAAAUGUAGCAAGUUAUGGAGGUAAGGCAAUAAAUAGGCUAUAGUGCAAAAUAAUUACAAUUAGUAUUAACACUGGAAUGCUAGAUGUGCAAGAGAUUAUGUGCAAAUAGAGAUACUGGGGUGCUAAUUUGGGUGGGCUAAUUUCAGAUGGGCUGUGUACAGGUGCAGUGAUCGGUAAGGUGCUCUGACAACUGAUGCUUAAAGUUAGUGAGGGAGAUAAGAGUCUCCAGCUUCAGAAAUUUUUGCAAUUCGUUUCAGUCAUUGGCAGCAGAGAACUGGAAGGAAUGGCGGCCAAAGGAGGUGUUGGCUUUGGGGAUGACCAGUGAGAUAUACCUGCUGGAGCGCAGACUACGGGUGGGUGCUGCUAUGGUGACCAAUGAGCUAAGAUAAGGCAGGGAUUUGCCUAGCAGUGAUUUAUAGAUGCCCUGGAGCCAGUGGGUUUGACAACGAACAUGUAGUGAGGACCAGCCAACGAGCGUACAGGUCACAGUGGUGGGUAGUGUAUGGGGCUUUGGAGACAAAACGGAUGGCACUGUGAUAGACUACAUCCAAUUUGCUGAGUAGAGUGUUGGAGGCUAUUUUGUAAAUGACAUCGCCGAAGUCAAGGAUCGGUAGGAUAGUCAGUUUUAUGAACCCAGGUCUGAUGCCAUCCAAGCCUAUCAUGCCAUUCCCCGGGUUUUUGAACCAGUCAUUGAAUAGCUAUAAUGUGUUUUGUGUCCAUCAUCAUUAAGUGUCUCCUCUGUCUGCAUCCCUGGCUGGCCGUCGGUGUCAUUAGUUCACCGGAUGCAGUCUUAGCUGAGUGGCGAUCUCAUGGAGAAUUAUCAUUUGUAGUGUACAUACACGGUGUGUUUCCUAAAUGGCACCCUGCCCUGGUCAAAAGUAGUGCACUGUAAAGGGAAUAUGGUACCAUUUGGGACACAUUCAGAGAGACAGAGCAGGAGCACUCAAGUGUUCACUUGUGCCAGACAGUGAAAUUGCACACAUCUCUUUAGAGGAAGAAAAAAACACAAUGUUUUGUAGCGUUCAUCAAGUCCUUGAAGGGAGGGCAUUAAUGACUAAUUUAAAAGUCAAGCCCAUUUUGUCUGGAAUGACUGCUUAUUUUAACUACUACAGAGCAUACCAGAUACACAUAAUAUUGUAUUCUCUUCACAGGGCAGCAGCAGCUAAUGCUUCACUUUGUUUAAAAUUCAGCCAGCGACAGGUAAAUACCUUUUUCAUCUGACAAAAGCAUCUGUUUUCUUGAGCUUUAUGCAUAGACAAUGUGUGUUUAAAUGUAUGGUAUGUGUUGUACAUUAUUGAACAUUCCAUAUAUGAUGUAUACAUACUUAGAGGGAUCAAUGUAUAGAGUAAACAGAAUCAGUUUGAUUUACAUACUGCAUGUAACUUUAAAGAUGCGCUAUGCAGAAAUUCGAAUAGUUUGCUUAAUUUCUGUUAAUGUGACGAAACAAGCAAGUAUAGUGUAGAGAAUCAUUGUACCAUCUAAACCGCUGUGAAAUAUAUUUUCAACUGAAAAAAUUGUACUUUCAGCUGUUUGAAGCUGGUGUACAAAACCGAAAGUAAAAGACGCAAAAAUGAAACUUAAGAACACAUAGCAUAGAAAUAGCGCACAUAGAACAGAUCUACUGCUUCUUAGACUUGCUUUCAAUGAGAAUGACACAUCUAGAACACCCAUUUCUAUGUGAAUUUGGUCGCGUCUCCCAAAAAGUUACAUAUUGCAGCUUUAAUGUAAAAAAUGUAUAAGAUGUUUUAUUUUCACAUGACUAUAAUGGACCUUGAUAAUGUAUAAAAUGAUUACAAUGAUAUACAAUCAUUACUGGUAAUGCAUGUUUGCGGUUUUCUUUUCCUCAAAAUGUGGAAUAGGUCUGAUGUAUACAAUGUUAUACAAACUCUUGAUAAUGUAUGCAAUAAUUAUGUAAUUACUUAGUGAGUAGGUAGUAAUGCUUGCUUUAUUCUUUCCCCAGAAUGAUUGAGGAGGGCAGUGAAGGCCGAUAAUACAGCUUGAUCAUGUAAAUUGUAUACAAUGAUGAUGUCAUUACAUAAUGAGAAGGGAACGCGUGCUUAUUGCCUGUCCUGUUAUUCCCCUCAGAAUGAUAGAGGAGGGCAGUAAACGAGGCAAAGCCAUGGUGGAGAAGAGACAACUCUUCAUGGAGAUGAGUGAGUAGAGAGAGAAGUCUCCAGAGCCAAACCAUUACAUUCACACUCUGCUGUGUCUUAGCAAAGCCAUACAGCACACACACUCCCUUCCCCAUGCAGUGGGUUUUGUGUGUGGUUGAGUUAGAGUUGUUGAUUCAUCUUUUUUAUUUUUAUCAGGGGCACAAAACUUUGACGUCAUCAGGCUGUCAACCUAUAGGACGGCCUGCAAGCUAAGAUUUGUGCAGAAGAGAUGCAACCGUAAGUACUGCCUGCCUGGCUCGUUUUGUUUCCUCUACUGAAAAUGACACUGUGUUACAUGUGUUGGUUUCAAAUAUGGUACACUUGAAUGUAAUUAAUUGAUGUUGAAGAAAUCGAUUCUAUUCUAAACCUCUUUCCUCCUCUCCUCUCCUGCUAUCCCCCUAUCCCAGUUCACUUGGUGGAUGUGUGGAACAUGAUUGAGGCGUUCCGUGACAGCGGUCUGAACACGCUGGACCACAACGCAGAAAUCAACGUGUCUAGACUGGAGACUAUCCUGUCCUCUAUAUAUUACCAGCUCAAUAAGCGUCUGCCCACCACACACCAGAUCAACGUAGAGCAGUCCAUCGGCCUGCUGCUCAACUUCAUGGUGGCCACAUACGACAGGUGCAGUAGAUGAGACACAGGAUAUACAGUACAUUUGAUAUAGGAUAUUAGAUAUAUACAUUUGCUUUGAAGUGCUUUCUGAAAAGUGCUAUACAGUGACAUAGGCUGUACAUAUAGUGCAUGGAUAUGUCUAUGGUGCAACACCUUAUUUACAGAACAAUUUAGAAUUUAGUGUUAGCGCACAGUUGGACAACACACUCUACCAGGAGACACACUCCACACUGCAUCCCCCAGGUGGAAGCAGCAACCGGGUCAAGGGCUGUGCUCUGCCAGGAAGCCUUGAUAAGCACAUCAGGUGCUUCCAAUUAAGGUGAUCGUCAGUCAGGGUCCCAGCUUGCAAGCCGUGAGGCUGCUGGUUUGUUUGGUGGCCAUGAGGCCUUUCGUUUUGGUUUUAAAUCUUUACUUUGGGCAUGCCUGUUUGUAGUUUUCCUUUCUGUAUAUAUUUAUUUUCGUCAUCAUCUGAACAAAUAGCAAUCCGCUUGGGCUCGUCGACCCAAAGUAGUCAAGACAGAGCUGACCCUGGACCAAGGUAAGGUCGCUGUCUCCUGGGUACAUGCAUUCAACACAGUGUCGCGUAUGCUUACUGUUCACAUAAAUGCACACAAUCAUUCAGGUUACAGCGAGGACAGUGUUAAAAGUAGGCUGUCUAAUCGGUUCCGUAAACAAUAUGCAAUUAAAUUCUGCCUCUGGGGUAACAUCUAUAAAACUGUAGAACUUUAGUUGAAUGUGCCUUUGUGUGCACCCCCCAACCCCCCAAUAACUAGGUUAUAUAUAAGGGGUACCAGUACCGAAUCGAUGUGCAGGGGUACGUGGUAAUUGAGGUAGAUAUGUACAUAUAACUAGGAAUAAAGUGACGAAUAGUACAAAGUAGCAGUAGCGUAUGUGUUGAGUGUAAAUAGUUAGUGCAAAAAGGGUCAAUGCAGAUAGUCAGGGUAGCUAUUUGGUUAACUAUUUAACUAACUAUUUAGUAGUCUUAUUACUUGGGGGUAGAAGCUGUUCAGGGUCUUGUUGGUUCCAGACUUGGUGCAUCGGUACUGCUUGCCGUGCGGUAGCAGAGAGAACAGUCUAUGACUUGGAUGGCUGGAGUCUUUGACAAUUUUUAGGGCCUUCCUCUGACACCGCCUGGUAUAGACGUCCUGGAUGGCAGGGAGCUCAGCCCAGUGAUGUACUGGGCCGUAUGCACUACCCUCUGUAGCACCUAAUGGUUGGAUGCCAAGCAGUUGCCAUACCAAGUGGUGAUACAGCCACUCAUGAUGCUCUCAAUUGUGCAGUUGUAUAACUUUUUGAGGAUCAUGCUAAAUCUUUUCAGCCUCCUGAAGGAGAGGAGGCGUUGUCGUGCCCUCUUCACGACUAUGUUGGUGAUUGGACCAUGAUAGAUCCUUAGUGAUGUGGACAACAAGAAACUUGAAACUCUCGACCCGCUCCACUACUGCCCUGUCGAUGUGAAUGGGGGUGUACUCGGCCCUCAAUUUCCUGUAGUCCACGAUCAGCUCCUUUGUCUUGCUGACAUUGAGGGAGGGGUUGUUGUCCUUACACGACACUGCCAGGUCACUGACCUAUCCCUAUAGGCUGUCUCAUCAUCGUCGGUGAUCAGGCCUUCCACUGUUGUCGUCGGCAAACUUAAUGAUGGUGUUGGAGUCGUGCGCGGCCACGCAGUCAUGGGUGAACAGGGAGUACAGGAUGGGUCUAAGCACGCACCCCUGGGGGGCCCCCCAUGUUGAGUGUCAGUGUGGUGAUGUGUUGUUGCCUACCCUCACCACCUGGGGGCAUCCCGUCAGGAAGUCCAGGAUCCAGUUGCAGAGGGAGGUGUUCAGUCCAAGGGUCCUUAGCUUAGUGACUGGAGGGAAAUAUGGUGUUGAACGCUGAGCUGUGGUCAAUGAACAGCAUUCUCACUUAGGUGUUCCUUCUGUCCAAGUAGGAAAGGGCAGUGUGGAAUGCAAUAGAGAUUGCGUCAUCUGUGGAUCUGUUGGGGCGGUAUGCGAAUUAGAGUGGGUCCAGGGUGUCUGGGAUGAUGGUGUUGAGCCAUGACCAGCCUCUCAAAGCAAUUCAUGGCUACAGAUGUGAGUGCUAUGGGGCGAUAGUCAUUAAGACAGCUUAUGUUGGCACUCUUGGGCACAGGGACUAUGGUGGUCUGCUUGAAACAUGUAGGUAUUACAGACUGGGUCAGGGAGAGGUUGAAAAUGUCAAUGAAGACACUUGCCUGGCUGGUCAGCGCAUGCUCCACCAUAAUCCGUCUGGCACUGUGGCCUUGUGAAUGUUAACCUGUUUAAGGCUCUAGCCUUUAGCUCAGUGGGGAUGUUUCCUGUAAUCCAUGGAUCUGGUUGGGAUAUGUACAUACGGUCACUGUGGGGACGAAGUCAUCAAUGCACUUAUUAAUGAAGCCGGUGACUGAUGUGGUAAACUCCUCAAUGCCAUCGGAUGAGUCUCUGAACAUAUUCAAGUCUGUGCUAGUGAAACAGUCCUGUAGCUUAGCUUCAGCUUCACCAGACCACCGUAUUGAACAGGUACUUCCUGUUUGAGUUGUCCUUAUAAGCCGGAAUCAGGAGGAUAGAGUUAUGUUCAAAUUUGCCAAGUGGAGGGCGAAGGAGAGCUUUGUAUGCGUCUGUGUGUGGAGUAAAGGUGAUCUAGAAUUGUUUCGCCUCUAGAGAUCGCGCACCAGCUGUUGUUAACAAAGGGACACACACCACCACCCUCGAGCUUACACAACGCUACUAUUCUGUCCUGCUGAUGCAUUGAAAAACCAACUAGAAUAUUAUCCAUGUCCUUGUUCAACCAAGUUUCUGAUGAACAUAGGAUAUUACAGUUCUUCAGGUCCCGUUGAUAGGAUAGUCUCGAACGGAGCUUGUCCAGUUUGUUCCCCAGUGAUUGUACAGUGGAAGUCGCUUAGGUUGGAGUCAUUAAAACUUGUUUUUCAACCACGCCACACAUUUCUCGUUAACAAACUAUAGUUUUGGCAAGCCGGUUAGGACAUCUACUUUGUGCAUGACACAAGUAAUUUUUCCAACAAUUGUUUACAGACAGAUUAUUUCACUUAUAAUUAACUGUAUCACAAUUCCAGUGGGUCAGAAGUUUACUUACACUAAGUUGACUGUGCCUUUAAACAGCUUGGAAAUCUUCAAAAAAUGAUGUCAUGGCUUUAGAAGCUUCUGAUAGGCUAAUUGACAUCAUUUGAGUCAAUUGGAGGUGUACCUGUGGAUGUAUUUCAAGGCCUACCUUCAAACGUAGUGCCUCUUUGCUUGACAUCAUGGGAUAAUCAAAGGAAAUCAGCCAAGACCUCAGAAAAAUAAUUGUAGACCUCCACAAGUGUGGUUCAUCUUUUUGAGCAAUUUCUAAAUGCCUGAAGGUACCACGUUCAUCUGUACAAACAAUAGUAUGCAAGUAGAAACACCAUGGGACCACGCAGCCGUCGUACCGCUCAGGAAGGCGAUGCAUUCUGUCUCCUAGAGAUGAACGUACUUUGGUGCGAAAAGUGCAAAUCAAUCCCAGAACAACAGCAAAGGACCUUGUGAAGAUGCUGGAGGAAACAGGUACAAAAGUAUCUAUAUCCACAAUAAAACGAGUCCUAUAUCGACAUAACCUGAAAGGCCGCUCAGCAAGGAAGAAGCCACCGAUCCAAAACUGCCAUAAAAAAGCCAGACUACGGUUUGCAACUGCACAUGGGGACAAAGAUCAUACUUUUUGGAGAAAUGUCCUCUGGUCUGAAGAAACAAAAAUAGAACUGUUUGGCCAUAAUGACCAUCGUUAUGUUUGGAGGAAAAAGGAGGUUGCUUGCAAGCCGAAGAACACCAUCCCAACCGUGAAGAAUGGGGGUGGCAGCAUCAUGCUGUGGGGGUGCUUUGCUGCAGGAGGGACUAGUGCACGUCACAAAAUAGAUGGCAUCAUGAGGAAGGAAAAUUAUGUGGAUAUAUUGAAGCAACAUCUCAAGACAUCAGUCAGGAAGUUAAAGCUUGGUCGCAAAUGGGUCUUCCAAAUGGACAAUGACUCCAAGCAUACUUCCAAAGUUGUGUCAAAAUGGCUUAAGGACAACAAAGUCAAGGUAUUGGAGUGGCCAUCACAAAGCCCUGACCUCAAUCCUAUAGAAAAUUUGUUGGCAGAACUGAAAAAGCGUGUGCGAGCAAGGAGGCCUACAAACAUGACUGAAGUUACACCAACUCUGUCAGGAGGAAUGGGCCAAAAUUCACCCAACUUAUUGUGGGAAGCUUGUGGAAGGCUCCCCGAAACGUUUGACCCAAGUUAAAUCCAAAUACUAAUUGAGUGUAUGUAAACUUCUGACCCACUGGGAAUGUGAUGAAAGAAAUAAAAGCUGAAAUAAAUCAUUUUCUCUACUAUUAUUCUGACAUUUCACAUUGUUAAAAUAAAGUGGUGAUCCUAACUGACCUAAAACAGGGAAUAUUUACUACGAUUAAAUGUCAGGAAUUGUGAAAAACCGAGUUGAAAUGUAGUUGGCUAAGGUGUAUGUAAACUUCCGACUUCAACUGUACAUUUGCCAAUAGAACAGAUGGUAGAGGGGGUUUAUUUACUCUCCGUAGUUUCAUCAGUGUGCCCACACAUCGGCCUCUAUAUCACCAUCUCUUUCUCUUCCGAGUGUCGGGGAUUAGGGCUUGUUCUGCGGUGAGCAGUAUGUCCUGCGCCACUGACUCAGUGAAGUAGAAAUCUUCAGACAAAUCAAGGUUAAUGAUCGCUGUUCUGAUGUCCAGAAGCUCUUUUUUAUCAUAGGAAACGAUGGCGGAAACAUUAUGAACCCGUAAAAUGACCGCUAUACAUUCCAGGGCUAAUCAGUAUGCUGAACUGUACUCAAAGCUCUCCCCUUGAAAUUAUGAUUUUGGACCUUCAGACAACAUGGUAAAGGUCAAGAUGGAUUCAGAAGUGCCAAUUAUUUGUGCUACAUUGUGACCAGCAUGCUAAAGCAGAUAAUGUAAAAAAAUGAAUUUGCUUUGGGAAAUAUGCUUCACCUUUAUCAGAAUGAUAACAAUGUGUGUUUCAAUACGUUUGUUACAUAUUUUCCUAAAUUAUGUUUUUUGUUUUGUUUUUUUGUUUAGUGAAGGCCACGGGAAACUGACCGUUUUCUCGAUGAAGUCUAUGUUGGCAACCAUGUGUGGAGGGAAAAUAGUGGACAAACUACGUUGUAAGUAAAUCUCCUUGAAUUUAGCCGAAGGGCAAAUAAGUUACAGUUAAAGUAACUUAAUAGAAAGUUAAUUCUGUUUUGCAGUAGUCACACUUUCAUUGCUUAGUUUGCUAAUUCGUUUGCAUCAGACACAAGGAAGUCCUUUACGAGACCCUUGAAUACAUGUAGUCUACAGCAGGGUUUCCCAAAGUCGGUCCUGGAGCCUCCAAUCAAAUCUUGAUGAUGAGUUGGUUAUUUGAAUCAGCUGUGUAGUGCUAGGGCAAAAACCAAAACGUUCACCCAGGGGGCCCCAGGACCAAUUUUGAGAAACCCUGGUCCACAGUAUCUGCUUUUUGAUCCUGUCUGCAGUUGCAUAAAUGAUACACACAUGAGCGCUGUUGAGUCAAUUACAGCACAAACAUCAUCGUUGUAAUUGGAGUAAUUUUAUUAGAUGGAAGUGUCAAGAAGAAGUAUCACCCAUACCUCAUAUUCAAUAAAUUAUAGAAAUGGCAUAUACAGUGCCUAGUGAAAGUCUACACACCGCUUUCACAGUCUUCACAUUUUGCUGCCUUAAAAUUAAAUAAAAAAUUAUUACAUUCGAUGUCUUGAUUGCAUAUGUCUUCAGACCCCAGAGUUAAUAAUAAUAUAAUAAUAAUAUGCCAUUUAGCAGACGCUUUUAUCCAAAGCGACUUAGUCAUGUGUGCAUACAUUUUUACGUAUGGGUGGUCCCGGGGAUCGAACCCACUACCCUGGCGUUACAAGCGCCAUGCUCUACCAAUUGAGCUACAGAGGACCACGUACAUACUUUGUGGAAGCACCUAUGACAGCCAAUACAGCUGUGAAAUAUUUUGAAUAGGAUUCUACCAAUUUUGCACAACUCUUAGGGCAACAAAUGUAUGUUAUGAUGAACUUCACAGGGUGGUGAAAGUGCAAGCUUGAUGCUCCUUUCCAAUAAAUAUUGAGGGUCUUCUUCUGGUGACAUGAUCAUCAAUGCUUGGCUGCCAUUUGACAAAUAAAAAUAAUCUUGCUCUUUUUUUCCAUAAUAAUCUCAUCAUGUAGGCUAUACCCGCCCUGUAUUGUGAGAUGUCGGCUAGAGCGCACGUGCCAAUACCAGAGUUGGCAUAUACUCAUUAUAAAACAACAACAAAAAAAGUGAGUGUGGAUUUUAGCCUAUUUGCAUGAAAAUCUGUCGCCAGUUGAAUGGUAACAUUGCUAGUGUCUCGCUGAAAAAUAAAACUCUAUCCCAGGGUUAGGUUUUCAAAAGAGUGAUGCGGGUUUUUCUUUUAACUUUUUACAUUGGGCUUGCUCUUUUCAUAUUUAUUUUUAUCCUGACAAACUCCCCAGUCCCUGCCUGUGACAAGCAUACCCAUAACAUGAUGUUGCCGCCACAAUACUUGAAGAUACAGAGGGUUUCACUCUGUUGUUUUGUUUUAUUUGACCCAAACCUGUAGUUUAAUUCAGGCCCAAAAGUGAAUGUCUUUGCCUUGUUGUCUUGCAGUAUUACUUAACGGCCUUGUUGCAAACAGAAUGGAUGAUUUAGAUUUGAUUUUUUAACACAGACUUCCUUUUGUUCACUUUGUCAAACAGGCCAGUAAUGUAGAGUGAAUGCAAUGUUGUGAUCCCUUUGUAUUUUCAAGUAUUGUGAUGGCAGUGUCAUGUUAUGGGUAUGAUUCUCGCCCGCAGGGACUGGGGAGUUUGUUAGGAUCAAAAUAUAUAUGAAGGGAGCAAAGACCAGGUAACAAAUUAGAGGAAACCAGCCUCAGUCUUCUGAAAACCCUGGGAUAGAGUUGUAUUUUUCUGGGGGAUAUUUACACACAUUUUAAUGCCAAAGACACACCAGAUUACCUUUCAAAGGUAUCGAGUGUACUGAAUGUCCAUUCUCCGUCCUGACUUAAAUAUGCUUAAAACAUCAGAGACAAGGUUUGAAUAUUGCUGACCAUCAUUGAUUCCCAACCAGAUUGACUGAGCUUGAGCAAUUUUGACAAAAAUAAUGGAUAUAUUUUGCCAGGGGCGCAACCUUCACUGGUGACGGGGGGAAACGUCCCCCCCCCAUUCUGAAAUUGCAUUUUUGUCCCCCCAGUUUUAUAUAAUAAUAAUAUAAUAUGCCAUUUAGCAGACACUUUAUCCAAAGCGACUUAGUCAUGUGUGCAUACAUUUUUACGUAUGGGUGGUCCUGGGGAUUUAACCCACUACCCUGGCGUACAAGCGCCAUGCUAUACCAAUUGAGCUACAGAGGACCACAUGUAUCACAUGUAUCAUUGGAAUAUGAUACAAAAGAGGCAACGGUGUGCUUUAGGACCAUGCGGACGCUCCGAGCGGUCGGGUAGCUGUUUGGAGUGUUAUCUGAUGGAUAAAAAAAUAUAUAUAAUUUAUGACGCCCCCACGUCUAAAACCAAAGUUGCGCCCCGUAUGUUGCCCUAAGAGCGGAUUGUUGGUUAGAAUCUUAUUCAAAUUGAUUCACAGCUGUAAUUGCUGCCAAAGGUGCUUCCACAAGUAUUGACUUUGGGGUGUGAAGACAUACGCAAUCAACAUCUCAUUUUAUAUUUCUUAGUAAUUGGAACAUUUUGUAAAAUCUAAUGUAAUCCCUUUUUAGAUUUAAUUUUAAGGCAGCAGGAAUGUGAAGACUGCAAGUGGUUGUGUAGACUUUCACUAGCGGUCCGUGUCUCGUCAGCUUGGAUAGCUACGAAGUUCGCCGACUUCACCUCCUCCACAAUAUGUUCCCUCAUGACCGCUAGCAUACACUCCAGUAGCUCGUUUGAAUGGUCUUUGAUGUGCCCUUGAAAACUUUAGCAUUUUUAAGAUGGUCAUCAAACACCUCAUCUAAUUGUGCCACAAAGUUGACAAGUCCAAGAAAAAUACCAGGGUUGGUGGAGCCCUCAGUUCAUCUUUGCCUCGCAAAGCUAACUCAAACACUCCGCAAAACUUCACACACUGGAUUAGCCGGCUGAGGAUGUGGCGGUUCUUGCUAACCUCAUCGUUGUGGCGGCGGACAGCUAGCCUGUAUCCAUCAUCCAGUUGAGUGGCAAUGUUCACUCUCCCCAAAGCAGACAAUCUCAAACAGCUAUCCAUGUGGGUCUUUGACAGCUCAUGUUUCUUAAUCUUUUCUGAAAGAUGGUGCAUGUCCGUUACACCAGUCGCUGUCCAAGCGGUGCUGUCUGCCGUGCCGCCUUCAGGGUGAAAGAGUAAGCAGGGGUAGCAGAAGACUGCAUUAGCUACAUCGCAGCCUGCUAGCCAGGUUUAUCGUUCGUACCAAUUUUUGGAAAAUCCUCAGGUGUAGGACUUUCCCCCUUUAGUAGAAAACCUGUUGAAUUAUUAAAUUUGGUCUGGGAGGUCCUAAUUGUUUCGUUGCCAAUUUAUCUUGAUUUGUUCGCCGACAAAAAGGAACUUCUUUCAGAGAGACAAUCGAGUUGCACUGAACGCUAGCCAUCUUGACAGUAGUACGUGAAUUGAUUGACGCUGCUACCCGCUCUUUUCUUAGUUAUGUUCAUGGUUAUGUUACUUAUGACGAAAGCGCGUAAGUGCAAGCCCUCCCGGAACCCAUAGAGAUUGUAUUGAAAGCUCUGAUAUUUGAAAAAAAAAAGAUUUUACAUGAGAGUCUAUGAGAGACUUCUGGGGCGAUUUUCAACCUGACUGAAAUCGCCCCAAAACGGGCAGGGCCAUUUGAAGCAUGACUUUAGCCUGAUUGGACAUUUAGUGGCAGAUCAGAUGUCUAGAUUAGAACACUGAUAACUACUGUUGCCGUGAUAUAAUUGAUUAGAAAAAAAAUCCCUUCCUUUUCCCGUUUGGCAGUGCGUCGCCCAAAUCGCCCUAAUGAACACACCGCCCCUGGUUGGCACAUACUCAUUAUAUAACAACAACAACAAAAAUUAGAAAACCAUCAGAGUUGAAAAUGCGAUGGAAACCCAUUUAACUUGUAUUUUUAAUUUUUAUGUGCACUACGUAAUCACCUACAGCCUUUUAUCCACAACAGGUCAAUUUGAUGGAAACACAUCUCUGGUGGGAAAAUGCGCAUAUUGUUUAUAUGUGGAUUUUAGCCUAUUCACAUGAAAAUCUGUCGCCAGUUGAAUGGUAACAUUGCUAGUGUUUCGCUGAAAAAUAAAACUCUAUCCCAGGGUUAGGUUUUCAAAAGAGUGAUGCGGGUUUUCUUUUAACUUUUUACAUUGGGCUUGCUCUUUUCAUAUUUAUUUUUAUCCUGACAAACUCCCCAGUCCCUGCCUGUGACAAGCAUACCCAUAACAUGAUGUUGCCGCCACAAUACUUGAAGAUACAGAGGGUUUCACUCUGUUGUUUUGUUUUAUUUGACCCAAACCUGUAGUUUAAUUCAGGCCCAAAAGUGAAUGUCUUUGCCUUGUUGUCUUGCAGUAUUACUUAAUGGCCUUGUUGCAAACAGAAUGGAUGAUUUAGAUUUGAUUUUUUAACACAGACUUCCUUUUGUUCACUUUGUCAAACAGGCCAGUAAUGUAGAGUGAAUGCAAUGUUGUGAUCCCUUUGUAUUUUCAAGUAUUGUGAUGGCAGCGUCAUGUUAUGGGUAUGAUUCUCGCCCGCAGGGACUGGGGAGUUUGUUAGGAUCAAAAUAUAUAUGAAGGGAGCAAAGACCAGGUAACAAAUUAGAGGAAACCAGCCUCAGUCUUCUGAAAACCCUGGGAUAGAGUUGUAUUUUUCUGCGGGAUAUUUACACACAUUUUAAUGCCAAAGACACACCAGAUUAGCUUUCCAAGAGGUAUCGAGUGUACCUGAAUGGUCCAUUCUCCGUCCUGACUUAAAUAUGCUUAAAACAUCAGAGACAAGGUUUGAAUAUUGCUGACCAUCAUUGAUUCCCAACCAGAUUGACUGAGCUUGAGCAAUUUUGACAAAAAUAAUGGAUAUAUUUUGCCAGGGGCGCAACCUUCACUGGUGACGGGGGGAACACGUCCCCCCCACAUUCUGAAAUUGCAUUUUUGUCCCCCCCAGUUUUAUAUAAUAAUAAUAUAAUAUGCCAUUUAGCAGACACUUUUAUCCAAAGCGACUUACAGUCAUGUGUGCAUACAUUUUUACGUAUGGGUGGUCCUGGGGAUUGAACCCACUACCCUGGCGUUACAAGCGCCAUGCUCUACCAAUUGAGCUACAGAGGACCACAUGUAUCACAUGUAUCAUUGGAAUAUGAUACAAAAAGAGGCAACGGUGUGCUUUAGGACCAUGCGGACGCCUCCGAGCGGUCGGGUAGGCUGUUUGGAGUGUUUAUCUGACUGGAUAAAAAAAUAUAUAUAUAUUAUGACGCCCCCACUUCUAAAUCCAAAGUUGCGCCCCUGUAUGUUGCCCUAAGAGCGCAUUGUUGGUAGAAUCUUAUUCAAAUUGAUUCACAGCUGUAAUUGCUGCCAAAGGUGCUUCCACCAAGUAUUGACUUUGGGGUGUGAAGACAUACGCAAUCAACAUCCUCAUUUUAUAUUUCUUAGUAAUUUGGAACAUUUUGUAAAAUCUAAUGUAAUCCCUUUUUAGAUUUAAUUUGAAGGCAGCAGAAUGUGAAGACUGUGCAAGUGGUGUGUAGACUUUCACUAGCGGCAGUAAAUGGCACUGAUGUACUCACCACCACACUUGGUCUCUCUCUUAGAUAUCUUCUCCCAGAUAUCUGACUCUAAUGGUGUGAUGGCCUUUGCUAAGUUUGACCAGUUUCUGAGGGAGGUUCUGAAGCUGCCCACAGCUGUGUUCGAGGGCCCGUCGUUUGGAUACACAGAACACUCCGUACGGACAUGCUUCCCUCAACAGGUAGGUUGGCCUGGCCAGGAGUGGGUUUCUAUCACUGAAAUUAUAUACAACGUGCACUGCUCACACAUAAUAAACGAGAGAGAGCGUUGGAGUGAGAGAGAGCGUUGGAGUGAGAGAGAGCGUUGGAGUGAGAGAGAGCGUUGGAGUGAGAGAGAGCGUUGGAGUGAGAGGGAGCGUUGGAGUGAGAGGAGGUUGGAGUGAGAGAGGGCGUUGGAGUGAGAGAGGGCGUUGGAGUGAGAGAGGGCGUUGGAGUGAGAGAGGGCGGUUGGAGUGAGAGAGCGUUGGAGUGAGGAGAGGGCGUUGGAGUAGAGAGGGCGUUGGAGUGAGAGAGGGCGUUGGAGUGAGAGAGGGCGUUGGAGUGAGAGAGGGCGUUGGAGUGAGAGAGGGCGUUGGCGUGAGAGAGGGCGUUGGAGUGAGAGAGGGCGUUGGAGUGAGAGAGGGCGUUGGAGUGAGAGAGGGCGUUGGAGUGAGAGAGGGCGUUGGAGUGAGAGAGGGCGUUGGAGAGAGUGUUGAGAGAGAGAGUUGGAGAGAUUUGGAGAGAGAGAGUUGGAGAGAUUUGGAGAGAGUGUUGGGAGAGAGAGAGAGACAGUUGGAGAGAGAGAUUUGGAGAGAGUGUUGGAGAGAGAGAGUUGGAGAGAUUUGGAGAGAGAGAGUUGGAGAGAAAGAGUUGGAGAGAGUGUUGGGGGAGAGAGAGAGAGUUGGAGAGAGAGUUGAAGAGAGAGAGAUUAACAGAGGAUGUACCUACCAGGUGGUCCAGGUUAGCACAAGUGUGAUUGACAGCCUGGUUGGGUGCUAGAACCUUGUAAAUAUAGUCCACAAAAAUAGAAAAAUGUAUGGACAGCAUUAUAAAAGGUUAUCCUCAAUAAGCAGGGCAAGUUAAUCUAUUAUUGAAGAUGACCUUUUGCAGUGCUGUCCAUUUCAUUCACUAUGUGAUGCGUCCUAAAUGGCACCCUAUUCCCUAUACAGUGCACUACUUUUGACCAGAGCCCAAUGGGCCCUGGUCAAAAGCAGUGUACUACAUAGGGAAUAGGGUCCCAUUUGGGACGUACGCAUGGAGUCAAUGCCAGCAGCAUUACUACUUGCAUUCUGUCUGACAACGUCUUGCUGCUCUGCUGUCUGUCAAUUAACCUUAUCCACAUCUGUUUGUAUCUGUUUGUUGAAUUAUUUUAAUUGUCCCGCUCUGUGCCUCUGUCAAUGAAUGCAUUGUGGUGUGGUAUCUCUGUAUAACUGAAUGCAUCUUGGUGUGUUUGUAUCUAGAAGAAGAUCUUGCUGAACACGUUUUUGGACAUUUUGAUGGCAGAUCCUCCCCCUCAGUGCCUCGUGUGGCUACCUCUCAUGCACCGACUCGCUAAUGUUGAAAAUGGUAACGUUUCCCUGUUAUUAGUUUUCUUCUAGGCUCUAUUUUCACAGUGAAUUUGCCUCCAAACUCCAGUAAUUGUCAUUCUAAUCUAUCUAAGCAUUUCUAUUGACAAAUGUGGUAACACUUUUACCUGUAGGUAUAAUGCUAUUAUAAGCAUAUAUGUGCUUUUAUAAUGCCUUAUAAUAAAUCUUAUAAUAUGUUAUGUCUCACUGUAUCAACAUUUCAACUGACAACAUCAGUGACCUAUGAACCAUUUCUCUGUUGUUUCCUUCUAGUCUUCCAUCCCGUGGAAUGUUCCUAUUGCCGGAGUGAAAGUAUGAUGGGAUUCCGUUACCGGUGCCAACAGUGCCAUGGCUACCAACUCUGUCAGAGCUGCUUCUGGCGUGGCCAUGCCAAUGGUCCCCAUAGCAACCAGCAUCAAAUGAAGGAGCACUCCUCUUGGGUAGGCACAGCAACCACAAAGGCUCUAUCUCAAUUGGUUUUUAAAAUCCCUCUCCUCGUCUCCUCCCCUUCAUCUGCACUGAUUGGAAAAAGACUUGACAGUAGGGCUGUGACGAUCCAAGUAUAACAGUAUUUUUUCCAUGGCAAGAAUGAAAACACGAAGCAGGCCAAACUAUUUGGUCCUUUAAAAACCUGCUGUAUGUAAAAUAUUGUGUACUAUAGCUUAGAAAAUAAAUAAAUAUGACUCUGGAUGACAACAUAAUGAUGAAGAAGUUAAAUCCGCUUUGUGUUUUGUUUCUUUGCCACGAUACAAAUGGCUAUCGCGAUACUGGUAUAGUCCCGGCCCUACUUGACAGGUGAAAAUAGUAAGGUGGAAGCACAUCAUUAGGCUGGCUUUUCACCUGGUCAGUUCUUUCAGAUCACUACAAGAAAGGAGGGGAGGCGAGGAGAAGAGGAGAUUACAGAUUUUUAAGACAAUUGAGAAAGAGCCCAUGUCUCACAAUCACACUCAUACACACCAAAGAUAAGUUAUAAUCGUUUCAUCUUAACGAAUACCAAGAUUCAUCAUUCUUUUGUGCUCGGACAAUCCAAUAGCUACCUGCAUGCAUUAUGUUUCAAGUUACAAAGUUUAUUCACCAUGUGCACAGGAUACAGGAUACAACAGGUGUAAACAGUACACAUGUUACAUAGCAGAGCAUUGGGCUUGUUUCCACAUGAACAAACCUUUUUUUUAAUAUUCUGAAAGGGAGUUUAUGGGUUUUUACUAAUUUCAGCUAAUUAAAUUGAAUUUCCAAUGCUAUGCCAAUUCCACCAUUUUCCCAAUUCUCAAUCAGUGUGAUGUAAAUUCAAGCUGGGGAAAUGAUUUGCGCUGGUUCCAAAUCCAAUACUGAACUCUCUGUGUGCCCGCGAUAAGGAUGGUGAUGAUUAUUUAUUUUUUAGGGCAUCGUGACUGGAAUGAAAUGUCUGAGCAUAUUUGGAAAUAGAAAAAGGGCUUGGUAAUUGUCAGACAAAAAAUCUAUGACAAAGCAAAGUGAACUAUGUAUUUGGUCCCAUUUUGCAUGAACCAAUCUUGUCAUUCUUCAAAUCAAAUGUUAUUGGUCACAUACACAUAUUUAGCAGAUGUUAUUGCGGGUGUAGCGAAAUGCUUGUGUUCCUAGCUCUAACAGUGCAGUGGUAUCUAACAAUUCACAACAAUACACACAUCUCAAAGUAAAAUAAUGGAAUUAAGAAAUAUAUAAAUAUUAGGACCAGCAAUGUCGGAGUGGCAUUGACUAGAAUACAGUAUAUACAUAUGAAAUUAGUAAAACAGUAUGUAAACAUUAUUAAAGUUACCAGUGUUCCAUGUUUAUGUACAUAGUGCAGCAACCUCUAAGUUGCAGGGUUGAGUAACCGGGUGGUAGCCGGCUAGUGACAGUGACUAAGUUAAGGGUAGUGUACUGGGUGGAGGCCGGCUAGUGAUGGCUAUUUAACAGUCCGAUGGCCUUGAGAUAGAAGCUAUUUUUCAGUCUCUCGGUCCCAGCUUUGAUACAUCUGUACUGACCUUGCCUUCUGGAUGAUAGCGGGGUGAACAGGCCGUGGCUCAGGUGGUUGAUGUCCUUGAUUAUCAUUUUGGCUUUCCUGUGACAUUGGGUGCUGUAGGUGCCCUUGAGGGCAGGCAGUGUGUUCCCGGUGAUGCGUUGGGCAGACCGCACCACCCUCUGGAGAGCCCUGUGGUUGCGGAUGGUGCAGUUGUCAUACCAGGUGGUGAUGCAGCCCGACAAGAUGCUCUCAAUGGUGCAUCUGUAAAAGUUUGUUGGUCUUAGGGGCCAAGCCAAAUUUCUUCAGCCUCCUGAGGUUGAAGAGGCGCUGUUGCGCCUUCUUCACCACACUGUCUGUGUGGGUGGACCAUGAAGUAAGAUGGCUCCGACAGACAUGGAAGCUCUGCUUCUAGCUCUUAAGUAACUUUGCAGUAUCCUUUUUUAUUUUUGUUAUUUUUUACAUUAUUAGCCCAGAACGUUUGUGUUAUUACAUACAGCCGGAAAUAACUUUUGGAUAUCAGAACGGCGGUAACUCACCAGCAUUCUGACCAGAAAUACAACUUUCCCGAAUUGGAUCCUUUCUUCUUACCCCCCAAGGUAAUUGAUCUUAUCCCAGAGGCUGCUCCAAGAUGCCACCGGCAGAGAAGAGAUAUUAGGAGCAGACUUCUAGUCCGACUCAGGAGGCAUGCACAUCAUCCACUGCUUCCGAGUAUAUUACUCCCUAAUGUUCAGUCCCUGGACAAUAAAGUAGACGAGCUCAGGGCGAGGAUCUCCUUCCAGAGAGACUUCAGGGACUGUAACAUACUCUGUUUUACGGAAUCAUGGCUCUCUACGGCUAUACUGUCCCCGUCCAUAUAGCCAGCUGGAUUCUCAGUACAUCGCACAGACAGGAAUAUAGAACUCUCUGGGAAGAAGAAAGGCGGAGGUGUAUGUUUCAUGAUUAACUACUCAUGGUGUGAUUGUGAUAACGUACAGGAACUCAAGUACUUCUGUUCACCUGACCUAGAAUACCUCACAAUCAAAUGCCGACCGUAUUACCUCCCAAGAUAAUUCUCUUCGGUUAUAGUCACAGCUGUGUACACUGUGUGCACAAUUAUUAGGCAAGUCAGUAUUUUGACCAUAUCAUCAUUAUUAUGCAUAUUUCCCAACUCCAAGCUGUAUGAACUGGAAUACUCAUUUAAGCAUAUCAGGUGAUGUGUAUUUGUGUAAUGAGGGAUGGUGUGGCCUAAGGAGAUCAACACCCUAUAUCAAGGUGUGUAUAAUUAUUAGGCAGCUUCUUUUCCUCAGGCAAAAUGGGCCAAAAAAUAGAUUUAACUGACUCUGAAAAGUCAAAAAUUGUAAAAAGUAUUUGAGAGGAAUGCAGCGCUCUUGAAAUUGCUAAGAUAUUGGGGCGUGAUCACAGAACCAUCAAACGUUUUGUUGCAAAUAGUCAACAGGGUCGCAAGAACCGUGUUGAGAAAAAAAGAUGCAAAUUAACUGCCAAAGAUUUGAGAAGAAUCAAAUAUGAAGCUACAGUGAGGGGAAAAAAGUAUUUGAUCUCCUGCUGAUUUUGUACGUUUGUCCUGGAGUGGCCUAGCCAGUCUCCAGACCUUAAUCCCAUAGAAAAUCUGUGGAGGGAGCUGAAAGUUCGAGUUGCCAAACGUCAGCCUCGAAAUCUUAAUGACUUGGAGAAGAUCUGUAAAGAGGAGUGGGACAAAAUCCCUCCUGAGAUGUGUGCAAACCUGGUGGCCAACUACAAGAAACGUCUGACCUCUGUGAUUGCCAACAAGGGUUUUGCCACCAAGUACUAAGUCAUGUUUUGCAGAGGGGUCAAAUACUUAUUUCCCUCAUUAAAAUGGAAAUCAAUUUAAAAUAUUUUUGACAUGCGUUUUUCUGGAUUUUGUUGUUGUUAUUCUGUCUCUCACUGUUCAAAUAAACCUACCAUUAAAAUUAUAGACUGAUCAUGUCUUUGUCAGUGGGCAAACGUACAAAAUCAGCAGGGGAUCAAAUACUUUUUUCCCUCACUGUAGCAGGAACCCAUUAACCUCCAGUGCUGUCAUAUUCCAGAACUGCAACCUACCUGGAGUGCCCAGAAGUACAAGGUGUUCAGUGCUCAGAGACAUGGCCAAGGUAAGGAAGGCUGAAACCCGACUGAACAAGACACAUAAGUUGAAAUGUCAAGACUGGGCCAAAAAUAUCUAUGGAGUGAUGAGAUGAAGAGUGACUCUUGACGGACCAGAUGGAUGGGCCCGUGGCUGGAUCAGUAACGGGCACGGAGCUCCACUUCGACUCAGACGCCAGCAAGGUGGAGGUGGGGUACUGGAAUGGGCUGGUAUUAUUAAAGAUGAGCUAGUUUGACCUUUUCAGGUUGAAGAUAUAUUAUUAUUAUGGAUUCAAACUCAACUCCCAAACCUACUGCCAGUUUUUAGAAGACACUUUCUUCAAGCAGUGGUACAGGAAAAAGUCUGCAUCUUUCAAGAAGACCAUGAUUUUUAUGCAGGACAAUGCUCCAUCGCAUGCAUCGAAGUACUCCACUGCGUGGCUAGCCAGUAAAGGCCUUAAAGAUGAAAGAAUAAUGACAUGGCCCCCUUCCUUACCUGACCUAAACCCUAUUGAGAACUUGUGGUCCCUUCUUAAACGGUCGAUUUACGGUGAAGGAAAACAGUACAUCUCUCUGACCAGUGUCUGGGAGGCUGUGGUCACUGCUGCACAAAAAGUUGAUUGUCAACAGAUCAAGAAACUGACAGACUCCAUGGAUGGAAGGCUUAUGACUGUUAUUGAAAAGAAGGUUGGCUAUAUUGGUCACAGAUUUUUUUUUUAUGUUCAUUUGUAAAUUAUGAGUUGUUUGUUUAUUAUUCUCACUAACAGAUGAAAAUAAAAUUAGUGAGAUGGUGAACUUUUCGUUUUUCAUUUAGUUGCAUAAUAAUUCCUGCACACUAAUAGUUGCCCAAUAAUUGUGCACACAUAGAUAUUCUCCAAAGAAAGCCAAAAUCUCACUUUUACUUUCUAAAAUAUUCAGGUUUGAGGUUUAUUAACAUGUUGGAUUGACUGAGAGCACUGUAGUUGUUCAAUAAUAAAAGGAAUCCUCAAACAUACAACUUGCCUAAUAAUUGUGCACACAGUGUAUAUUCCCCCUCAAGCCGAUACCACAACGGCCCUUCUUUGUGCACUACACAAUAUAACUGGAUAUUUUAAAGAAUUUUAAUUACUAUACAUCUCUUUACACUACUUCUAUAAGCAAUUCCCACAUAACAGACAGCGUUGGGGUCAAUUCCAUUUCAUUUUAAUCAAUUCGGUAAGUAAACUGGAAUUUCAGUUAGUGAAUGUAAUGUCCACCAUCUUGUUUCUGCCUCUCUCACAGAAGUCUCCGGCUAAAAAGCUGAGCCACGCCAUCAGUAAGUCUCUGGGCUGUGUCCCCAUUGGAGAGCCACCUCACCCAAUGUUCCCUGAGCAGUCAGAGAAACCGCAGGACAGCAUGGCCCACACU